AUGCAGCUGCAGGAUACAAAUGAAAAAUCAAAUAGUACACAAGAUGGACUUGGAAAACAUGGUCGGCCUGAUUUUGGUAAGGGCAUCGACUUAAACAUUUCUUUAAACGUUGAUUGUAAUGACAAUGUUCAAUUAAUUCAUUCUAGAAUGCCUGAAGACAUUAUUCCACUGCUUGGAAUGGAGUUUGAAACAGAAGAAGAGGCUUACAAUUUCUAUAACAACUAUGCAUUCAAUUAUGGUUUUAGUGUGAGAAAAAGCAAGGCACAUCUUUAUAGUGAUGGCAAAGUGAGAGAUAGAAUUUUGGUUUGUUCUGUUGAAGGUAAACGGGGAACAGAUAGACGUGAUGCUUGUAUAAAAACCCAUCGUGCUGAGACAAGAUUUGGGUGUCUAGCCAAGAUGAAAAUUAGUAAUUAUUCUAAUGGUGGUAAGUAUCGUGUCAUCGAAUUUGUUCCAGGUCAUACACAUGUAACAUCAGGUCCUUCUAUGACCCAUUUGUUUAGAUCUCACAGAAAAAUUACUACUGCAAGCAUAGCCCAAGCAGAAAUGGCUGAUAUGUCAGGCAUCAAUCCUAAAGAAACUUUAGAAUUUUUGAGCAGACAAGCUGGUGGCCACCAAAAUCUUGGUUUUACUCAUGUUGAUUAUAAAAACUAUCUGCGAUCAAAGAGAACAAGGGAAAUGCAGUCAGGGGAUACCGGUGGUGUUCUUGAGUAUCUACAAAAGAUGCAGUUGAACGAUCCAAACUUUUACCAUGCAAUUCAGGUAGAUAUAGAUGAUUUAAUAAUAAACAUAUUCUGGGCCGAUGCAAAAAUGAUGGUGGACUAUGAUUAUUUCGGUGAUGUGAUGUGUUUCGAUACUACAUAUAGAAAAAACAAAGAAGGGUGA
Molecule: messenger RNA, 882 nt
Organism: Papaver somniferum (opium poppy)
Lineage: Eukaryota; Viridiplantae; Streptophyta; Magnoliopsida; Ranunculales; Papaveraceae
Product: protein FAR1-RELATED SEQUENCE 5-like
Exons: 2
Coding region: 1-882 (293 amino acids)
Source: RefSeq, a predicted model, not a curated record